UUGUAAAUAAAGCAGAACAAAAAUAAUAUCAACAAACCAUCGUGAGUGGUGGUACGUACGCAGUUGAAUAUUACGCACAGCAGAUUUAACUGUUUAGGCAAACUCUCUUUCCAUUUGACUACACAAAACAAAAAUGGCUUCAACACAGAGGCCUGACAGAGGUGACGACCUAAAUGAUUCCUGGGUUGAGCUCCAUUACGCCCAGCAGCAGUCCACACAAGGGUACAGCAAUAUGAACCCAGAAGUCUGCUAUGGAUCUAGCAUGGAGAAGCUGUUGAUAGAUGCACAAAGAGAAUCUCGAACCCCAUCAAGGCCAAAUAGUAAAGAAAACUCUUAUAGGGGGAGCCCAAAAAGCCCAGCAAGCCCAAACACAGAGUGGUCAAGUGAAGAGUGGAGAACAAAACAGGAUCCUGGAACUGAUUGGAUAUGGGACUGGUCAAGUCGUCCAGAACUUCAGCAGUCUUUUGAGACUAUGAGUGAAAAGUUCCGUCACCCUGGCAGCAAAUAUAGCAGGACUCCCCUGAGUGUACGCAACACACAAGUCAUGAAGAAGACGAGAAUUUUUUCCUGGGCUAAUUUACCAACCUUGAUUCUUACACACGCUUGCACAUUCUUUUUGGGGGCUGCAGCAGUCUUUAUUUACUUCAAAAAAUACUGCAACUUUGCUUCCAUUGCCCAAGUAGCCCUUGAUUGAUAACAACCAUUGGAUAUUGGCCCUGUGGUAAAGGUCGCCACACAUAUUUUUAUAUGUAUUGAAAUGUCCCUUGUGUCAUGGACUGAUAUUAAAAUGGUUGAAGUAUUGAAGUAUUACAAAUGUACAAUUUGAUGCCUCUAGCAUAAGCAUAUCAGUAUGCUGAGGCUAGAGAAAUUAACUUUAAAAGAAAAAGAAUUCACCUUUAAAAGCUGCACUUAAUGAUUAUUCUAAUUUAUAUAUGACUAGAAGUUAUCACUGUUAACCUUUCUGUUAUAAUUCUGAUUUUAGUGUAUGUUCAAUCCAAUUGCAUUAAAGACAUUUUUUGUAUACAUUUUGUGAAGCUUUUAAAUUUGAAUCUUCUCUAAUUUUUCGUUCGGUAAAAAAAAACACAUUACCACUGUACAUAUAUUUUUGUGCCGACAAAAUCAUGUACAUUAAAAAUUUUCCCCCAUGCAUAUAAAAUGCAUAUUUCAAUAUUUUUGAAACAAAUUUGUUACCAGAAAUGUUCACCAUGUUUUUGCCAGUUUGUACAUUUAAGAGACUUUUCACUUUGUGAAUUUUUUUUUUAGUCAUGCAUUAAUCCAAAAUUCAAAGAUCCUGAGAAAAAACCUAUAAUUGUGUAUACACACGUGUCCAUCAUUACAAAUAAAAGUACUACGUUUGGGUUGUCCAUAAAUGAUGCAAUGCCAUUUUACCAGCCUCACCUUUAUAAAAUGACCUGUAUCCACCCCAAAAACCAUGAAUCUAACAAAAAAUAAACUUACAUUAUUUUUACCCUAAUAUAUGCUGUCAAGUUUUUAAAAGCCAUUCCUACAUAGUACAUCAUCACUUAGGUCUAAACCCUGUUUAAUUUAUGGAUGACCCCAACAGAUUAUUGGCCAUUGUCCUUUUAUUUCAAAUAGUAAUAAUACAUAAUUUCAGAACAUCAAAUGUAAAAAGCAAUAGAAAUGGUUUACAUGUAGCAGGUUGUUUAAAUAUUUUUUUUUAAUGGAAAACAUAGUUUAUAUAUCUAUGGUUCUUUAUUCAAAUUAUAAAAUUCAUUUUUGUGUUAUUUAUUUCAGAAGUUAUGUUUUUAUUCUGCCAUUUUCUUAUGGACAUUCAAGGCAUUUAAUUUACCAUUUUUGGGUAACACAUUAUUUGGAUUUCACUGUUAAGUAAAUAAAAAAAUUCUGUAAAUAUAUAAAUCGAGAACAGUAAUUUAUAUAUAAAUAUAUUAUAUAAAUAUAAUACUUUUUUAAUUUAUGAAAAAUAAAUUUUAUGUUAUUUAUAAACAUCAAAGUAAAAAGUAUUUCAGUUGAAUUUAACCCCAAUAAAUUUACAUUAAAUUACUAAAACAACCUAAGUUUUCAAAAAUUUUGGGAUUACAAUUCUGCUUGAAAUCCAUCUUUACAUAGGGCAAUGCACUGAUGUUUUAAUUUUUAAGUUACUUGUUGCUCCCUUCACAUGUACACAACAUUGACAUUAUCACAGCUUAUUAUU
Molecule: messenger RNA, 2173 nt
Organism: Physella acuta
Lineage: Eukaryota; Metazoa; Mollusca; Gastropoda; Physidae
Product: BCL2/adenovirus E1B 19 kDa protein-interacting protein 3
Biological process (GO): mitochondrial outer membrane permeabilization; positive regulation of apoptotic process
Cellular component (GO): mitochondrial outer membrane; nucleus; mitochondrial envelope
Source: RefSeq, a predicted model, not a curated record